AUGUUCAAGGCCCUCAUGGGCGGCGGGGGCCGCUCCUCUGAUGCCCGCAGCUCGACCUCCAAGAGCAGUAGCCGCCGCCGAACCAGCUCCAAGGCGUCCUCAGCUGUUAGCCGCAAGUCCACACGGGGUGACGACCGUGACCGUGGCUUGGGCGAUCUGGCAGCCUACACGUCCUCGGGCUCCCGCAACAGACGGUAUGCUCCCAGCGCGGCGGGCGAGUCGGUCGCUUCGAGCUACGCGACGGCUGACCCGGGCGUCCCCGACGAGUUCGAUCCCAUUAUUGUCGAACGGGCUCCCCGACGCAGAGAUACCGAUGAAGACAGCGCUCGCGAUAGGCAUUCAUAUAUCCGCGACAGGGACGGGCGUGAUACGCGCAGACGCGACCGGGACCGGUCGCCGAGUCGAGAGCGUGAGCGUGAGCAACCUCGGUCGGACAGAGAUGGCCGCGCGCAAUGGGAGAGGGAAGCUGUUGACUCUCGUGACGGUCGUCGGGAACGAUCGCGCACUCAAUCCGGGGAUACAUACCUGCCACCUCUAGCCACCGGAGACCCCGUCUCGACCUCGAUGCCGGCGCAGCCGAAUUCCCCCGCGGCCUAUGAUUCUCAUGUCCAGCAGCAGUUCCCGGGCCAGUUUCCUGCUCUUGUCGCCGAGCCAUAUCGUCCGCCGAACCCUGCUGGUGAAGCGGCCGAUUACUACGGCGACCAAGGGCAGUCUGUUGCUGAACAGCCAGGCGUGCGCCCGAAGCCCCCAUCCGUCAUUCCCAAUAGCCAAGCGCAUUUAAUGACUGCGUCGCCUGUUGCAAAUCCACCGCCCGAGCCAAGCAGCAUGGGCCAGGUAGGUGCUGCCGCUGCUUACUAUACGGAUGACGCGGACCCGGUGGUGAGCCCUGCGCAAACCGGACAAGCAGGACACGCGACUUCUGUCCCCGCUUCCAAGCCUCCCAAGCCAUCCACGACAGCCUCAGUGGCUCCAGCAAUGGCAGCUGGCACGGCUGCUUAUGGAGUCGGAAGCAGCUUUCCCACUUCGGCUGCCAGUCCGACAUCACCUCUCACACCCAUGGAGCCGGUGACUGCUCCCCACGCUCCACCUGUCACCUCGCACACCACCAGUCCGCCCCAUUCCCAUGGCGUCGGUGCUGCCGUAGGUGUCGCAGCCGCUGGAGCAGCUGCUGGAUACAUGCUAAGCCAUCACCAGCAUCAAUCGAUGUCGAGCACCGAUCAUCUAUCGCAAUAUACCAUGCAGAACUACGAGGAAAACUCUUUAAAUGGUAUCGGCUAUCCAGGACCGUCCAUGUACAAUGCGCCGCCUAAUCCAGCGUGGUACGCUGCUGGAGCGGCGGCAGACUUGCCAUACGCUGCAAGCCCUCUGCAUCCCCACCACGCCGCUGUUCAUCACGGAGCUCCCUUUCCUUCUGGCAACUUGGCGUUUCAGCAACGCCAGCAGGGCCCAUUGGACAAGUUUAUCGAUUUCUGGCGUGACCCAGAAGGUGUGGGUAAGUUUGAAGAAUAUACAGAGAGCAUUGGAGUCUGCAAGUAUUGCUUCGAGCCUGGUACAAGCUCACGUGACGCACCUCGCAAGCACAAUUACAAUCCCCGACGGGUCUCUGCCGAGCUUUAUAACAACAACGGCUCCAGGGUUGAAAAGUCGGGCCGUUACACGUCCUGCGAAGAUGAAGGUCGCCGACGCAACAAGUCAGCUCGGAAUUCCUGGUUACCCGGCCUCCUCGGCGGAUACGCGGCCAAGACGCUUUUCAGUAACAAGGAUUUUGAGGAUACCUACAGCGUCCGAUCUGGUCAUGUGCGGACUUCAACGAAUGACAAUGAGAGCGUCUCGACAACACGACAAAGCCAGACCUCGCGGGGGGUCUACCGGCGUCGUAGCCGCUCUCGAGAACACGACAGGCGCAGCGCCUAUGCGGAACCCCAGAAACGGCACUACGAGCAGCGACGCGACCGCUCUCGUUCCCGUUCCCGAUCUUCAUCCAGCGCACGCCGUCACUCAGCACUCAGAGAUGCCGCUUUAGGUGCUGCAGUUGGUACAGCCGCCAUGGCUGUGACUAAGUCUCGAGAUCGAAGCCAUAGUCGCAGCCGCAGUCGAUCUCCUAGGAAAGCCAAAAACCGAAAGUCGUCAUCAUCAUCCUCCUCCUCCUUCAUGGAUAUUUCCCACCAGUCUCGGAGAUCUGUUGGUGGAGGCAUCGCUUCUUUCUUCACGGCAUCCUCUGAGAACCGUAGAAAGCGUCGUGCUAAGAAGCGCAGGAGUAUCUUCUCGUUUACCAAUUCGUCCUCUUCGUCGCUUGACGCAGAUCUUGCUUUCGGGAGUGGAUUUGCAAAAAAGCCAGCUGGUAAAUUGACAAAGAAGAACAACAAGAAGAAGGACCGCGACGUCGAUGCAGCUUUGCUGGGGUUGGGUGCCACAGCUACCGCCCUCGCAGCUACGUCUCAUCACCGCAAUCGACGAACGGGGGAGAUCCUUGCCGCUAGAGAUUCGCGCUCUCGGCACUCUGAUUACUACUCGUCUGCGACUAACGAUGAGGGCUGGGAGGAUAUGGACUCAGGUGACCAGUCUUCCUCGAGUGUUAGCUCGGCCCUUGCAUUUGGAGGAAGUGCUUUGUAUGGUAGUGACGAUUCCAACUCCUCGGAUUCUGGUACGUCGAAAUGGGGUUGGAGAUGGGGUAGCAAGAAGGAUAAAAAGAGGAACAAGAAGAAGAGGGCCGACUCUAAUGGCCAUUUCCCAACUGGUGCCGCCAUUGCGGCUGGUGCUGUGGGAACGGCAGCCUUGGCUGCUCACCGACACAGGGACUCCAAGGUAUCUCACUCGAGCAGCUCAGGUAGUCUGCAGCGAGUCGCACCAAUUCCAACCAGUGACCCCACACGUUUCGAUGUGGUCAAUGUCUCAUCGCCCUUGCCUCUUGCCGAACCCGCGCUUGUUCGACCUGGUCCUAUUCCUCUUCAACAACCUCAACCCUUCACACCUGUCUCCCAGGCCGUCUUCGCCACUCAAGGCGAGUCCAUCCCAGCCUACAAUGCGCCCGCUGUGCCGCAUGCCUUCCCUCCUGCCUUCCCGCCAGCAUUUCCAACUUCCUACGUCCCCUACCGGCCAGAGUAUAGUCAAAAUGUUGCACUUGGCUUUGACCGACCGCACCGCAGGAGCGAUUCCUCACCCGUUUUCCCCACGGAAUCAAUCGAUGGUGCGCCAACGCCAGGCGUGAAGCGCCGCUCGACUGCCAAAGACCAGGCUUCAGUCUCGUUUGAUCUGACAGAGGAGCAAGCCGAUAAGGAGCGACGCGCGGACCGUUUGGAGCGGCUGAAGCGUGAAGCUGCACAGCUCGGCGGUGUGCAACUCAUUGAUCGAGAGCACGAACCCGAAGACCGAGAUGCCGAUCGCCACCCCGCUGGCCGUUACAAAGACCGAGGUUACGAGGAUUCUAUCCAGGAACACUCGCCUGACCGCGAUCGCUAUUAUACAGAUUCCCGGAAUGACAAAGAUUCAUCGUCAUGGAUUGCCGCUGCCGCUGCUGGUACCAUUGACGCUGCGGCCGCUGAUGCCGCGCUCUCUGGAAGGGGUUCGGUAGCUGGGUCCUCCGAGACUAGCCAGCGACGCAAUGAUGAACGCCGAGAGAAGCGUCGGGCAGAGCACCGCCGUGGCUCCGAGCCAGAAUCACCGGUUUCCAGCCGUAGUCGGUCCGAGGUGCCAGCUGAAGUGACCGAUGAUCACCAUCCCGAGCAGCGCCAGCCGGAGCGUGCCAAGUCCUCCAGUCCUCGAAGCUCUAGCCCUCGCAGCCCACGCGUGUACGAUGACUACGCCCAAUUCUUCGCCCCAGAGGAGCUGCGGCACAGCCCAGACACAUAUACCCCCAGGGAUCAUCACUCGAUGCCCACAAUUGUUGAAAUCGAACCGGCAAGUGAGAGGCAGCCUGAGGAGCCCGCUCCGGGACAUCGUGAUCUGCCCUGGCCGGUCCCGAGACUGAACCUCAUCGAGCCAACUCCUCCUCAGAGCUUGAAUGGUUCCGUCAGAGACGCUAAUUCCCCCGUGGUACGCCCUCGGGAUAUGCCUCACGAAGAAGACGUGAAGCCGGCUGACAAGCAAACCACUGGUUCCCGAGUUUCGUGGGGAGAGCAUGAGACGCACGAGUACGAAAUUCCGUCCACGUCCUCCGAGGUUGAUUCAGUCGAUCACGACACUCCCAGAACGCAGCAAGAUCUCCCCUCGCCAGCAGUCAAAGAGCGAGAUAUUCCCGAGCAUGCUGUGGACGAACCGGAUGCGGACAUCGAAUUCGCCGCUGCUCUGGCCGCUGCAACCGCAGCCGCAGGAUUUGACCCUGCGCUCGUGACCGAGGACCCUACAUAUCAUCAACGUUCAUCUCCUCCUGGAUCCCGAGCCGGUGUUGAAUUUAGGUCUCCCUGGGUUGAGAUCGGAUCAGAUACUACAACUUUCCAUGGCUUCGUUGAAGGUGAAGUUGAGUCGCCGGAGGUUGAAGGAAAGUCGCGAGACCGUGCUGUCUCCGAACAGUAUCACCCUACUGAUACAGGUUCUGUGUCCCCAGGAUCCAACGUCGGACAACGCCCUGAGAUCCAAAGUCGCCCUUCCAUUGCGCAAGAGGUCAUCGACAGACUGAAUGAAAAGAAAGAUGAGCCGACCUGGGAGGAGGCACCCGAGGAAAAACGCGAUGACGUUGACUCGCGUCCCAGGGACCAAUUCUCCAUGCCUGGCGGUUUCGACUCGCCCACGGAACCAAUGCCAGAGGAGUUACGUGAUACACAUAAAGAUGACUACCGAUCUGUUGUAUCAGCUCCUGUUGCUGGAGAGUACGAUUCCUCAGCAAGACCAAGAGACUUCCGACGGGAAGGAGACGAGAUCGAUGAUGAUGAAGAUAUUGCUCCUUCAACCGAAGCCGACGGCAACGAGGGAAAAAAAAAGCGACGGAAGAGACGUUCCAAGCUUGAGAGCGACCCCUUCGCUGACUCUGCUUCCGUCACAUCGUCCCCGGCCAGAAUUGAAGAUUCCGAGAAACGUAAGAGCACAAGUGAUAAAGACAAGGAGAAGAAACUGGCCGGUAUCUUGAGCGGUAUCUUUGGCUCGAGAGUCUCAGAACCCGUAGACAGCAAGAGAUCGUCCUCCGCCGACAGACCCUCGUCGCGCGAAGUUCAGUCUGAGGUUGGCCGCUCUGAGUACGAUGAAUCGAGACGACGGAGAAGAGAGGAAAGAGCCUCGCGUCGUCGCAGCUCUAGUGGCGGGGAUAAGGGCUUCCGAAUAGAUGAAGAGAGUGGUUCGGACAAAGAGAACAGUAAGGCUAGAAACAAAGAUGGUAUUGACAUUGAGAACUACAAAUCUAGCAGGCAGCGGAAGGAAGAGAGACGGCGUCGAAGAUAUGGGGAUAUUGUGGAAUCGGGGAGAUCAGCGGAGCAUGAGAAGGAUCGGAAGGUAUCGGAAGACAACGACGAGAACGAAUCUUUUUUAGCAGAAGGCCCCGAAAUGCCAGUCCCGGUAGACGACGGCAAUAGAGAAAGCGGUGCUUCGGGGCGUGUUCCUUUGACGGAGGCGGCUGUCGCAGGACUGGGAAUAAACGUGCUCGACGACCGGCCAAGAGGUCGCUCGGGAUCCCCAUCUGCGGCAGGCAACAUCGUGGAUGCAGCUCACGGGCCCCGGAGUAGGCAAGCCUCUCCCGAGCCAAGUCGGGAAGAGAUGGGUAGCCAGGGUCAGUCCUCGCGACGAUCGUCAGUGCUGCGGUUGACCGAGUCACCCACUGCUGUGCCAAUUCACUUUCGUCGGCCUCCGACGUCCCCGAACACGAAUCGCUCAUCAUCCGUCGGUGCAUCUGCUGCGCCGUCUCCUGGAUCUCCCACUGCCGGCCGUCAACGUCGGCCCAACUCUAUGGAGUUCAAGAACUCGCGGGAGAUCCGACCAUUGUGGCUGGUAGAACGUCACGGCCGCGAGAAUGCAGAGCACAAGCCCGAGGAAACCCUGCCAUCGCUCCCAUCAAGCAAGGCCUCCUCCGCGCACAACUCUGUUGAGGACCUAACAGCGCUCCAAGACGAGCGGAGCUGGGAAGCCGUCGACCUGAGCCAUCAGAUCAGAGAUACUCGACGACCAAGCGCAAUUGAGCUCCCUCAGAGCCGAGGCCUUGAGCAUGGCCAUGAUGUCUUCGACUCCCAACAGUUGACUCCCACAGCGGCGAUGUUCAGCCCGAUGCUCCCCCAUCCUCCUUCUCGCAAGGAGCAGCUAAAGUAUGAGUUCCACUCGCCCUCGGAACUCCUCCAGGAUCCGUAUACGUAUGCGGAGCUACCACAGUCAUUGGACAUGGGCGAUCUCCCGUCUGCCGAAGGGUCAGCGGUAGGCGUCAAGGAUAUGAGUCCUGAUGCGACGGACGCUGCAGAGCGUGAGCCAGCAGGCCUGCCUUCUCGUCCGUCAACGCCGCAGAACAAGGAGAUCCCGACCCUGGAAGAUAUGGAGACCACGCCGACUCAGACCAGAGCCGUCCCUGCCGCUCAUUCGGAGUUUGCGAAGGAUUCUGAAGCUGUCGGUGUAAUGGAUGCAGUUGUUCCAGCGGCUAUUGGUGCUGGUCUCGCUCAUCUCUCAGAUCUCUCGGGCUCGAACAAGGGAAACGAAAAAGAGCCUCAGAGUGCUGUGAUUGGUGAAGGUCAUGCGCCUGCUACAGACGUGAUUGCCCCUGUUCUGGCAGAAUCAACGCUUCCAGCAACUGAAAUAGAUAAGUCACUGUUCUCUCCCGAGGCCGAACCUGCGGAGAGCCCCGACAAAGACAAGCCAGAUGCAGCCAGAGAAAUGCCACAGGCGGAUGUGGUGGACGAGCCACGCACCGGAGAAGCAACUGUGGAUAACCAGGAGAGACUGAAGACAUUACUCUCCGAGCCAACGCUUUCACAGGCGGAUGAACAGCAGAAGACCGAUACAGCUGUGCAGGAUACGGCGCCCUUGGAAGAUAAGCGAAGGGACCCAGUGGAAACCGUGGUGCCCGAAGAAGCUCCCCGCGAGACGGAGAACCAAGGUGCUGACGUCGUAAUCCCGGUGGUUACUGAGGAACCCGCCGAGUUGACCCUCGAGACCACAGAUAAAGAAGCAGACGGGUCCAGCCCGGCCGUGCCUGAAGAACCAAACCCACCGGUCGAGACUGCCGCGCCGUCCUCUUCCUCUUCCGCCAAGAAGAAGAAGAAAAACAAAAAGAAGCGGCAGAGCAUGGAUGCAAGUAGCCAAGAGCACGCGGCACCUGCCGAAGACUCGAAGGAUGAUCAGGGCCAGGGCAAGGAGAGCGGGGCGCAAGUCGAGGAUGGAACUGGCGAUGUGGUGCCGUCGGUUGAGCCAGCGCCUGCUGAGCAGGAGGACCCUGUCGAGCAGUCCAUUACGGUUGGAGAGGCGCCUGCUAUACAUGCGGCCCCAGUUGAUGCUCCGGUCGGCACGGAACAGACUACUCAAGUUGGAGAUGUUGGCAGAGCACCUGAAACUGAACAGGCUGUCACUCGUGUAUUCGAGGUCGUGUCUACCGAACCUGCCGCUGAGCCUGCCGCUGAACCUGCCGUUGAACCUGCCGUUGAACCUGCCGUUGAACCUGCCGCUGAACCUGCCGCUGAGCCUGCCGCUGAGCCUGCCGCUGAGCCUGCCGCUGAACCUGCCAUUGAACCUGCCGUUGAGCCUGCCGCUGAACCUGCCGCUGAGCCUGCCGCUGAGCCUGCCGCUGAACCUGCCAUUGAACCUGCCGUUGAGCCUGCCGCUGAACCUGCCGCUGAGCCUGCCGCUGAACCUGCCGUUGAACCUGCCGUUGAACCUGCCAUUGAACCUGCCAUUGAGCCUGCCGCUGAGCCUGCCGUUGAGCCUGCCGCUGAACCUGCCGCCGAUGUACCUGCUGAAUCCACCGAGGCCGCACCUUCCAAGAAGUCCAAGAAGAAAAAGAAGAAGAACAAGAACGCCUCUGUUGGUGAGACUGCGAAUGAAUCUGUUUCUACGGAGCUUCCAGAACCGUCCGCUGCCGCCGUGCAGGACAGUGCAGACAAGCAGCUAGAUUCUACAGAGCACACUGCACAGCUUGCCGAGGAAACAACGAAGCCCGCUGAGGAAGGUGUUAUCACGGUGCCUGAAGAAACAGGGAAGUUCGAGCUGGUGAACAGGGAGGCUGACACCCCCGAAGCUACUGAAAGUACUCUGCAAGAUGUUUCCCAGUCCGUCAAAGCCCCAGAACCUUCUGCAGAGCUCGAAACGCAAGCAAAGGAUCUACCACUAGCGGAAGAUGAUCUACAAGACUCGAGUGUUGAACUAGUCUCCGAGCACGAGGUCUCUGAAAGCAAUCGCAAUCUUGGCCAGGAUGGUAUGGAAUCAGCGGUGAGCGAAGUGACUCAUGAAGCUUUACUCGAAGAGGCUACUACCGAGCGACAUAUUAAUGAGCUUGAAUCUGCUGAUCCUAAGCCCGAAGAGCAAUCAAUUGAGGAGAAAGCGCCCGAGUCCGAAAGUCAAUCCCUCGAAAAGGAACAGACUGAGGCAACAGAAGCGCCGGCCGAAGUAGAUACUUCCACUGUCAUUCCUGAUGCCUCUCCGUCCGAGCAGCAUGAGCCGCAAAAUACCGAAGUGUCUAUCCCAGCCAACGAGCCUUCCCCUACGGAACAGGUUGCGGCUCCUUCUGAGCCCACACAGAACGAGGAGUCUACUCCAAUUGCGGCCGAACCGGAAACGUCCUUGUCGCGCAAGAGUAGCAAGAAGAACAAGAAAAAGAACAAGCGCAAGAGCACUGCCGAAACACCGGUUGAAGAUGAGCCUGCUGAUACUGCGCCUCCAACACCUUCAGCUGAGGUUGCGACCGAACCGGAACCCCAUGUUGAGAGCAAUGCUGAGACCGAGGUUACAAAAACGAAUGAAGAAGAACCUCAAUCGAAGCCAGUAGAUGAACCUGCCAUAGAGAUCAAGGAAGUGGCUGAAGAACUCCAGAAGGACGUGGUUGACGAACCUGUCUCAACCACCGCAACUGAACCAGCAAACAAUUUCCAAGUAGCUCCCGUCGACGACAAUCAGGAUACAAUUUCGGAAGAGCCUGUCGAUGAGCAGCCCAAAAAGAAAGGCAAGAAGAACAAAAAGAACCGCAAGUCAAUUUCUUUGUCUGAAACCCAGGCUGAGUCUGAACCCGAGGUGAAGACUCAGGAGUCGCCAUCUGUUGAUGUUGUCGAGACCCCGCUGCCCCAAACAAGCGGUGAGGUGCCACCCGCUGUCGAUAGUCAAGCACCGCCGGAGAGAAAUAUCGCAGAACAAGCUGCAGGGAUUGAAGACGUUGCGCCCGAUUCCACCGCAGGGGAAGCCGAACUAAAUCCACCAGUGGAGAAAGAUGAGGCCAAUAGCGGGGAACCACAUGUGUCUGAAUCCAGCGAGUACCCGGCUCCCAAUACAGAGAUUGUGCCUGAACUUGAGCCUGAGGCUGGUGUGGGGGAAACUACACCGGCGGGUAAAAAGAGCAAGAAGAAUAAGAAAAAGAAGCAAAGCCUGUCUGCUGCCCCCGAUGAAGCGACAGUCUCUGAGUCAUUGCCCGUCGCGGAUGUUGCAGAUACAACUGCAGACCCGCCCGUCGCUCCUGAAGAACCACCAAUUGAUAACGACAAGGAGUUAGCUCAGGAGGAAUCAAAGGAGAGUUUGCCGACCGCUGAAGCCUCUGAAGAAGCCUCCACUGAAGCUGUACCUGAGACCCUAGACGACCAGACUACAGCGGAGACAACUGUCCCCAUGACGCCAGCGCAGAAGAAAAAGGCGAAGAAAGACAAGAAGAAAAAACGCCAAUCUGCAUUGGUAGAGGAGGCGCCUCUUGAAUCAAUCGAGGAGACCAACCCGAAGGAUAUUUCUCAAGAAGAUGUCCAGCCAACACCUGAAGAGCUCUCGGAUGCCCAACCGUCCGAGCAACCUGGGGAUGCAGCGGCUGAACAGCUACCAGCAACAACUGAAUUCCCGCAAGAGCAAUCUAAAGAGGAUCCGCCUGUCCAGACGGAAUCGCCCACCGUUGCGGAUGAAGAAUUCGUAAUGGCUCCAGAACAACUGGCACACGAGGCAAAGGAGGAGACUCCAGACGAGCCUACCGCGACGGAAGAGAAUCCAACACCGGCUACCGCAGAUUCGGAGAAAGAACAGGAGCCUCAAGAACCGACCACAGAUAUAGACAUUGUCUCAAUUGAGACACCAGCUGCUGACACUGGGCCUGUCUCCGAAGAAGUGAGCGUCGCUCCAGUAUCUGAGGAUAUUGUCGCCGAGGAACCAUUGAGCGGAGACAAGGCGCAGUUGGAAAACGAUCCAGUUGCAGAGGAAAAGCCAAAGCACGACGAAAACCCCAAGGAGGAAACGCCAAUGGAACAAGCCCAAGCUGAAGUAACCGGUGCGCAAGACAUCCCAGACCCUGAUAAGAUUGAAACAGUCCUGGAUGCCGAGACCAGCUCUCAAGAACCAGUCCGAGAAGAGAAGUCAGCUUCUUCGAAGAAAAAAGACAAGAAGAAAAAGAAGAAGAGACAAUCGACGGCCUUGGAUGACGAGACAGCUUCUCCCAAGGAGGGAGAGACUAUUGAGACGCCCUCCGACCCGUCCGAUUCAGUCCUAGAGGUUGUGAACGUUGAUGAAACGUCACCAGUACCCUCUGCACUUGAAGAGGAGGCGAAGCCCGAAGCUGUUCCGCUAAGUGAGGCUGCGCAAGAGCCUGCUGUGGGUGAGGGCCAGGUUCAGGAAGCCGCAGAAGAUGCUCAGACAACCACGACUGCCGAGGAAGCUCAGACCACAGAGCCUGUAGAGGAGACUCAGCCUGUCAUGUCCAAGAAGAAAUCUAAGAAAGAGAAGAAGAAACGUCAAUCACUCGCCUUGAACGAUGACCAAGCUCCUUCAACAACGGAAGGGACAGCCGAGACCCUACCUGAGGCAGCACCUGAGGCAGCACCUGAGGCAACACCUGAGGCAACAACUGAGGCAGUACCUGAGGCAACAACUGAGGCAGUACCUGAGGCAGUUAGCACCGAGAACUCUGUCUCUAUUUCUUCUGCACCUGAGGAAGAGCAAAAGGUUAAAGACACCGCUCUUGAGGAGAUCACACAAGAGUCUGCUGCCGAUGAGACGCAGGCCUCACAGUCUACAGAUGAGCCUCAAACUGCCAAAUCCAAGAAGAAAGCCAAGAAGAAGAAGCGCAAAUCUGUCUCCUUUAACGUUGAGGAACCCUCUGUUGAGACGAGCGAGUCAGACAAGCCUGUGGAUGAAGUGCUCGAACAAAUGACUCCAGGAGAUGGAAAACAGUCCGAGGAGGCCCCUGCCACACAGAAAACCGAUAUUGAAGAGUCUCAGCCCACAGAGCAAACCUUGGAAAGCCUGUCGCAAGAAACACCAGUGCUUGCCAAUACUGGGAUUGAGCUACCUGAGCCAAAGCCUGAGGUCGCCGAACAACAAGAGCAUAUUGCUGAGACAUCGCCGGAAGCAGUCACCGAGGAGCAACCCAUAGACGUUCUGGAAGAAACCGCAGUUUUGCCAUUGGCUGAUGAGCCCUCUCAAGAGAAAGAGCAAAACGAUGUGGCAGAGGACGCAAAGGGCGUCGAACCCAACACAGAUGAUCUUCAAAAUCGUCAAGAUGUCGAGAGCGGAGAGAAAAAGGACGAAGCUACAACCCCCCAGACUCUGCCAGAGGAUCAAGAAACAAAUGAUGAGGCUGCGCGCGAACUGAGCGAGUCUGAGCCACAAACUCCUAUUGACGACACCGAACAAAGCACAGGUUCCGCAAAGUCAAAGAAGAAAAAGAAGAAGAAGAAGAAGAGCACGGCAGAUGUAGUCGAAGAUGCUCCGGCAGCUCUACCUGAACCUGUGAACGAUUCUCAAGUUGAAGCGGAAAAGGCUCCUGAUACUACCGAGCCUGACACGACGGUGUCUGAGGAACCUACUCAGCAAGAGCCGGUACCAGAAGAGGGGAAACUAGAAGAAAAGCAACAAGAAGAGGCGAGUCAGGAAGAGGAGAAGCUCGAGGUGGAGCUCAGCGGCCCCAUGUCGGCAAAAGCGAAGAAGAAAGCGAAAAAGGGAAAGAAGCGCAUCUCCAAGCUGUUUGAGAGCGCCACCGACGCCGCCGGCACUUCCGAAACCACUCCGAGUGCAGAUCUCUCUCAAGAAACAAGCGAAGCCGUCUCUACCGAAGCAAAGUCCUCCGAGCCAUCGACUGAGACGGCAUUCGCGCCCGCUGAAGAUGACGGUAAAGAACAUCAGUCCCACGGCACCGAAAUGCACGGCGAUAACGAUAAAAAUCUGACAUGGACUGAUCACAUGAUAUCUCCGCAGGUAGAGCAACAGCAGACGACAUCUUUCGAUCAUUCGUCCCAGCCCGUGCUUGAAGCCGAUCCGAUUGUCGCCAACGAAACAACCAUUGAUGUAGGAGAGGAUGUUAAGGACGCGGAAGACGCUUCGCCGGCCGCCGACCAUGAGCUAGAAAAAGACAGCGGGGAAGGCAUGAGCGUUAAGAAUACGCAAGCUGUUGAAAUUUCAGUGACGUCGGAUGAUGGUGCUGCUGGGAUCCCUCCAGUAGAAGAGGAGGAAGAGGUUCCGAACUCAAGCGAGGUUGCCGAGGAGGUAGAAAGCCAAGAGCAAGUACGGGAGUUGCCAAGAGAACUUGUUGAUAUCGAACUUGACGAGCCUGGAAGCAAAGACCCAGCCCACAAUAUCUCAAGAGACUGCGAAGAUCCUACGACGAAAGAUCCAAUGACCGGCGUCGCGGACAUCAUUGAACCGUCAAAUUUGGAUGAAGCUAUUGAACCCGAGAACGAAGAGCUGCCGUUACCAACAUCAAGCAAGAAGAAAAAGAAAGACAAGAAAAAGAAAAAAGACCAGGGGGCGAAAGCCGAGGAGGCGUUGCAGGAGCUUCCUCUGGAUAUCCCAGAGGAAAUAUUGCAGAAAAGCCAAGAACAGAGCAAUGUCGAGACACCUACUCCUGAGUCUCAGCCAGAGCCUGCUACAGAGCAGUCUGUCAAUGAGUUUUUGGAUAUGAAAGAGGCCCCAACAGAAACCGAAGAGACACCAGCCGAAGAUAUUGUGGCCGCAGACAAAGUUACUGAAGAAGCACUGGGGCAGGGUGGAGGAAUAGCGCCUGCGAAGAACGACGUUGAAGAAGCGCCAGCUCCUUCGCGAAAGAAAAGCAAGAAGGAGAAAAAGAAGGAGCGCCUUGCUCAACUGGCCGCUGCGGAAUCUCAGCAGGUGGAUGAGCCUGAGCUGGGAGAGAAGGCUGUUUCACCCUCGGUUGACCAGCAGAUUGAACCUCUAAUUGUUGAGCCUGAGCGUCCCCAGGAAACUUCUUCCGAAGAAACACCAGUUACUCACGAGACCGAACAUUCAACUACUAAGGUGGAACCCGUUGUCUCCUCAGAAGAUAAUGAGAAGGUUGUAGGGAGCACAGAGAUCAAAGCUAUUGAUGAUCUCCACCAAGAUGAAGAGACUUCGCCUCUGGCCGUAGAGUCUGCCACGGAGGCGACCACGCUGGAGGCUGGAGAUGAGAGCAUUCGAUCUGAGCCUCUGAGGGAAGAGGUACCAAGUCAAACUCAAGAACCUGAAAUUCCUUGGGAGCCUACGCCAAAGAAGAAGAACAAGAAAAACAAGAAAAAAGCUGCUCGACAGGAAGGCGAGAGAGUCGACAAAGACCAAGAUCCUGAGCUUGAGGAGCCCACGGCGCUAACCCAGGCACUCGAGGAGGAUAAUAGAAGCCAAGAAGAACCGAUCUCAGACCCUGUCGAGGUAGUAGAGGCUGCGGAGCAACCGACUGAACAAGAGGCGCUUAAGGAAGACUCGGAGUUGACUGCAAAGGCAUUGCUCACUGAGGAGAAGCCCGAGGGCGAGAUUUUUCAAGCACCAGAGGCUACUGUUGCACCUGCACCACUAAGCCGCAAGGAGUCUAAGAAGAAAAAGAAGAAGGGCAAGAAGCAGACUCAAGAACACGAAGAUAUCUCUGCCCCCAAUCCUGCCGAGGUUGCUACUGAGGCCGAAAGAGACACGAAUGCGGAUGCCACAUCCAUUGCUGCAGAAGAGCCUGCUGUUUUGAAAGAGUCCCAGUAUCUUCCUACCCCGGAUCUUUUAGAAGAGCAAGGCAAACAAGUCGAUAACACCGAGAAAUCUGUCCCUAUGGACGCCUUUUCGGCUUCAGUCAGGACAACAGGAGAGGUGCUGAAUGCGGGGGGUCAACUGGAUCAAGUGCUAUCGAGGGAACAGGAAGAAGGUGAUACUGUUCAAGCUGAGCCAGUUGAAGUCUCGGAUAAUACGGAAGAGAAGGAUGUUGAGAACCUUGUAGAAGACCACGCUGAAAGUACAGCACUUGUUGGAAGAAAGCUUUCCAAGAAGGAGAAGAGGAGGGCCAAGAAGUCCGCGGCGGAGCCAGUUGAGCCAAUGGAGGAGACUGAGCUACAUCAGCCAUUCGGUUCGGUGGGAGCAACCACCGAGGCUGAGCUCCAACCAUCAGGGAUGCUGCAGAAUCCAGUGGACGAGAACGGUUGGCCUGCAAUCGAUUGGGAGAAAGGUAACGUGGAACUCCAGGAACCCACUCCGCAAUCAUCACCAGAGGCUCAUCCUAUCCCUUUUGAGCCAGGAAUUGCAGAGUUCGACGAGUCUGCCAUCCCUGAGGGGUUGAUUCGACGACAAAGUGUAUCGAGAGGGCAUCGUCUGUUGGCUGAAGAGACGGCGGUCUCCGCGGAACGUGGCCUAGAGUCCGAAAGUGCGCAAAUGACACCCGCCACUAAUCAGCGGGAAGACUACAAAGGCGUCGUUUCUGAACAACCGAAGGGAGAAUUUGACGGGCUACCAACGCAGAGCAGAGUUGCUAGUAUUUUCCCUGAACUUGAGCGCGGAAAAUUCCGACGUCCCGCUUCCAACCAACAGUUGGUGCCGGUAAAAGAUAGUGCUGAGGAUGAGACUACUGGGCAAAUUGCGGAUCGCGAGAGUGCGAUCCAGGUCUCGGAGGCACCUCUUUCGGCCGGCGAGCCGACAACAAACUCUUUGGAAGGGCCGGUAGUUGGGGAAACUCUGGAGCCAUCGACUACGAUUUCCACACCAGUCGAUCUGGCUGUUGACGUUGAAGUGGAUCCCUCAUAUAACGUUUCUGUCAUAUCGGAUGGACCAGGAGAAGGGACCAGGUCUCUUGACAUUCAGUUCAGCAAGGACAACCGCGAUGAUUCUACGCCAAAGCUACAAGGUGAACUACCCUUGUACGCCCCGUUACCCAUGCAUGAACAAAAGUCCACCCUCAUCAGCGCUCCUUCGCCCAUCGACAUGGAUCGGGACGAGCGAAUAUUAACAGAUGACCCUUCCUGUGCACUCCGUCGCAGUCCGUCAAUCCAGGGGCGACACAACCAUCCGCCACGCACCUGGUCACUAGACGAUACACCCAUCACGAAAGCAGUCACUCCACCACCUUCGGGGAAGUCACUUUUCGGAGGACCAGUCCUAACUCCUGUCAUGAGUUCACCUCCCCGUACUCCAUUACAACCCAUUGCGGAACAAGACCCAGGGGAUCGGGUGGAGCGAGCGAGCGGGCCGAAAUCCAUGGGACGUGAUCGCGGAACGCCCCGUCUAGAGAUGAAGCCCGAACAUGUGCUUCCUCGUCCUGAAACUCCAACCAGAAAAUUUACGGAUAAUGCAUUGGCUCGUCAGGCCUGGCCCGUGGACAAGGAGACGCCGGAUCGCACAGCGGACGAAGAUCAGGGGCUAGCAGUCAAAAAACAACGGCCGCCCAGCGGAUGGCCUACAGAUGUCGUCAAAACCCCUGAGCCGGGCCUUCCUAUUUUGAGGCCCAGCAGCGUCAGCAGUUUUAGAAGCGUGCAGAGUAAUCCCAGCGUAACCAGCGGUCAUCGAUUGCUUCGACGCACCAGCCGCAAUGCCAGUGGGGAUCUGCGCGCGGCUAGUCAGGCACAGGAAAGCCACAACCCCCAGCCACACGACAAGCCCCAGCCUCCUCAGCCCCCACCCUCCGAUCUCAACAUCGAGCACGUCGCUUCGUCUUCCUCCUAUGACCCCGUCACGGACAAGGGCAAACGCCCCAUUCGCGCUAUGACGGACGUCUAUGAGGGAUGGGGAGAGACACCAAACUCGCCCCGGUCGCCGAGCCGACCGCCCAGUAUCCGCCAUCGUCGCAGUAUGCAACAUCUUCAAGAACUCGAAUCCCGUCUCGAUCAAUUGAUUUCCGAAAACCGACUUCUCAUCGCUGCGCGUGAAGCUGCCGAAGACAAACUCCGCAAUGCCAGCGUCGCUCGUCGCAAGAGCGACCAUACCCUCAAUGAGCGCAAUGCCAACCUACGAGAUCGAGAAGCCGAGGUGGAGAAGAUGAGAAACUCGGUGGACUGGUUCCAGAAAGAAGUGAGCCGCUUGACCAAGGAAAAUGAAGAGCUCACAACAACAAACUCCAAUCUCACUGCCGCCCAUGCCAGCGAGAUCCAAGCAGUGCGCGACUCGUCCACCCGUCAAAUGGACGAUUUGCGAUCGCGCUAUGAGAAGCUCUCAACAGAAGUUCAAAACACAGUCCGUAAUGAAAUUGAGACAGCAAUGGCGCGAAAGGAUGGCGAACUACGACGGCUCAGGGAAGAGCUUGAGAGCGCCCGGGAUAAGGUGAUGCAGCUUCAGCAACAGAUCGGUGCCUCUCUUCAUGACAAUGUCCUCGUUUUUCGGGAUGAAGACUACUUUGAUGCUGCAUGCCAGAAAUUGUGCGGACACGUGCAGCAAUGGGUCCUGCGUUUCUCCAAACAUUCCGACCACCGACGCUGCCGCAAACUCGGUGAACUUCAGGAUGAGAAGAUAGCCGACCGCUUCGAUAAUGCAAUCCUUGAUGGCUCCGAUACAGAUGGCUACCUCGCCGACCGUGUUCGUCGACGCGAUGUUUUCAUGUCCGUGGUCAUGACGAUGGUGUGGGAAUUUGUCUUCACUCGUUAUCUGUUCGGCAUGGAUCGCGAACAACGGCAGAAGCUUAAAUCACUGGAAAAACAGCUGAGCGAGGUCGGCCCGCGAAGCGCUGUUCACCGUUGGCGCGCCCUUACGCUGACGCUGCUAUCGAAGCGUCCAGCUUUUGCUAAACAACGCGAGAGCGACACGGAAGCCGUGGCCUUGGAGAUCUUCGAGACUUUAUCGCGUCUCCUCCCACCCCCAACUCAUGUCGAGACGCAGCUUUUGGACUCACUCCGCAAGGUCUUGCGUGUCGCUGUCAACUUGUCAAUUGAAAUGCGCACGCAGCUCGCUGAAUUCAUCAUGUUGCCACCACUGCAGCCCGAGUACGACACCAAUGGAGACCUAGCACGACAGGUCUACUUCAAUGCUUCGUUGAUGAACGAACGCAGCGGAGAAACCACUUCGAAUGAGGAGUUGGAAUCGAAGCAAGCAAUCGUCCGGGUAGUCUUGUUCCCCUUGGUGGUAAAAAAGGGCAACGACACGGGCGAUGGCGAAGAUGAAGUCGUUGUCUGCCCGGCGCAGGUGCUGAUCGCCCGACCCGAAAAAGAUCACCGCGUCAGCAAGAUUCUCAGCAGUGACCGCAUGUCACUGGACGGUACCAAGUCCGUCCAUAGCAUCGCUCCAUCGUCGACCAUGGAUAUGAGCAACGUGAUCUGA
Molecule: messenger RNA, 17562 nt
Organism: Aspergillus clavatus NRRL 1
Lineage: Eukaryota; Fungi; Ascomycota; Eurotiomycetes; Eurotiales; Aspergillaceae
Gene: lah
Product: involucrin repeat protein
Exons: 3
Coding region: 1-17562 (5853 amino acids)
Source: RefSeq, a predicted model, not a curated record